This is a messenger RNA of Contarinia nasturtii (swede midge), 1966 nucleotides long. RefSeq lists its product as uncharacterized. The transcript is spliced from 3 exons. Lineage: Eukaryota; Metazoa; Arthropoda; Insecta; Diptera; Cecidomyiidae. The record is from RefSeq and is a predicted model, not a curated record. Bases 394 to 1353 code for a protein of 319 amino acids. Gene Ontology annotation, cellular component: transcription regulator complex; nucleus. Gene Ontology annotation, biological process: regulation of transcription by RNA polymerase II.
GCAAUGACAGCAUUCAAGCAUUGUGUUUUGACAAAAGGCAAAACCUAACAUAAAAAUCAGCAUGAAAGGAAUUUAGGAAGAGUUUGGUGAAAUUGAAACUCGGUUAAAAUAGGAUAAAGAAAGCAGACGCACACAUUUGUGGCAUCAAUACAAACACACUCAUUCCUUUGAUAUGGCGACUGUAUGAAAUUUUUUGUGUACACAAACACGAAUCUCAAUAAACAUAGAGUGCAGUUUUGUGUUGUACGCAUCAAAGAUAAAAUGUCAUAUCAUUGAAUGGAAGAGAGUGAGUGAGAGAACGAAAAAAAGAAGAGAAUAUGAACGAAUAGUGACAUAAAUGUCGAUGGUUUGCAGAGAAAAACAAAAUUAUUUUGUGAAUAAAUUAUUAUCGAAAUGCAAAAAUUGCACUAUCGACCAGCGUCCGAAGGCAGCGGAAGAUCGCCAAAAAUAUGCAAUUCCAGCGUGGAUGAAUCUGUUUACAUAAAAAUGAUUCGCCAAGAGCGACCAUUAUGGGAUAAAAAACAUCGCGACUACAAAAAUCUAGAAGUGAAAAACAAAAUAUGGAAGGAAAUUGCAGAAAAAUGCGGAUCAACCGAUUUGGAGUGUAAGCGUCGAUGGACGGGAUUGCGAGAAAAAUAUAGACGUGAAAAAAUUUUGAAUUACAAACAACGGCGCCUAGGUCAAGUGGUUGACUUAACACAAAGAUGGCGAAAUUACAUGAACAUGAUGUUUUUAGAUCAAGUCUACACACCUAGAGGAAAUUACCAAAAAUCAAAUGGUUCAACAUCAGUUGAGGAACGCGAUGAGAGCAUUCCGCCACAAGAAAUCAAAUUCGAAGACGACGAAUCGGAUGAUGAUUGUAAUGCAGCCGAUUUUCUAGAAACUAGCCUCAAUAGUAAUAAUGCACUCUCAAUGCCUGAAACAUCGCCGGCAAAUUUUGCAUCGGCAUCAUCAUCACAAUUGGCCCAACUGACCGCACAAAAUAUAAAUGGAAAUGGUUCAAUAUUUUCGAAUGUGUCGAAUGAUCGGCUGGCCAAUCCAGACAGUUUUCCGCGCAUUUGGGUGAAUUCGCUGCCAAAUCUUCCGAUGCUAUCGAAUCAUCUGAAAGGUGGCGGCGACGAAUCGUCAUCAUCAUCACAAUCAGAUCAAAAAGGUCAUCAAAAUCAACCCGAACUGAAUACAAAUCAUCACGACUUAUUUUCUGUUAACAAAACCGUUAAUAAAUAUAGCUCAUUUGGACAGUAUAUUGCCGAUACGCUUCAGGAAAUGGACGAGAAGUAUGCAAAUGAAUUGCACGUACACAUUCUUGAGGAAAUUAUCAAAAUCAAAAGUAAAAUCUUCAAGGAAUCGUAACAGAGCCGAUGGCGUUUUGAACAGUUGAUCAAAUCGCUUAUGAAAUUGUACAAGAGUCGCAAACAGUAGGCUUCUUUUUCUUAUUUUUUUUAUAUUCAUAAUUAUAAUAUCAUUAUCAUCCAUUAUUAUUAUUUUUAAUUACUCAUCAAUAAUAUAGCAUAUAAUCAUAUGCAAUAGCGUAUGGUCUAUUUCCUUGAUUUUUUUUUCUCUAUUCAUUUUUAUGACAUUAUCAAUAUUAUAAUCAUUUUUCUUUAUUAAUAUCAAUCUAAUUGUUUAGACUCAAUGUUUUGUUUUCCAUGUGAGACGAGGGACGAUCAUAUAUGAAUUCAUUCUCUUGGUAUCAAGAAAUUAUACAUUUAGAUCAUUAUUAUCAUUAUUAUUAUUAUGAUUACUCAUAAGUAUUAUGCCAUAUAUUUUGAAGAAUUCCAUUUGUUUAGGCAUUUGUAGUUUAGUCGUUUAGUCACACAUUGUAUUGAAUUUUUAGUUAGUUGCUGACUGACAGAAAAAAUGAGAUGAAGAUAAAUAAAUAAAAAACCAUUAUAGUAUUAUCAUUGUAUCCGACUACAAACCGAUUACAAAGCAGAGAUCAUUAAUUCAGUUUAAUAAAAUGUAA